This is a messenger RNA of Bufo bufo (common toad), 667 nucleotides long. Its product is annotated as interleukin-18-like. The transcript has 5 exons. Gene Ontology annotation, molecular function: cytokine activity. Bases 67 to 621 code for a protein of 184 amino acids. Gene Ontology annotation, biological process: immune response; inflammatory response. The record is from RefSeq and is a predicted model, not a curated record. Lineage: Eukaryota; Metazoa; Chordata; Amphibia; Anura; Bufonidae.
GUGGGUGGCACUGCAUACAGGUGCUAAAUCUGAAUGUGACUUGUGUCAAACACAGUAGGCAGAGCUAUGGAAAUGACUGCAGCAGAAAUCGACUUUGAUAUAUUUAAUGUACUUGAUAGAGUCUUACAUUUUGAAGAUACAUGUAGCUUACAGGCAGAUGCAUGGAAAAAGUCAAAGAAAAGUAUAACAGGAGUUAUUGAGAACUUUUUUAAGCAAUGCUUGGAAGCUCAUCCUGAUGACCCUGAUGGUGCAGUCUUUGGUAAUCCAGGAUCAGACUGUCAAAUCUUUCAGCUUCAGAUCUAUAAAACCACUAGUAUAACUGAUGGACUUUCUGUGGCGUUCACUAUAAAAUGUGAGGAUGAGAAAUACUACAUGUGCUGUACAGAAGACAUGAAGCUUUACUUCAAGAAAGGAGACUGUCCCGACGUCAUUGCAGGAAACCGCAGUGAAAUCAUCUUUUUUCAAAAAGAAUUCAGUGAAGGUAACAGCUACUUCAAGUUCCAAUCAUCCUUACAAGCGGACUAUUAUUUAGCAGUCAGCGACGAAGGUGGAAAACAGAAACUAAUCCUCCAGAAAUCUGAGGGUUUGAAUGAAAGACAAAAGUUUAAUAUAGAAUGGUAAAACGUAUAUAUGCUAACCUCAAGCUCAGUAUGAUAUGCAUGGAAAA